Alternaria burnsii is the source of this 1179-nucleotide messenger RNA. Its product is annotated as s-adenosyl-l-methionine-dependent methyltransferase. NCBI's taxonomy places the organism in Eukaryota, Fungi, Ascomycota, Dothideomycetes, Pleosporales, Pleosporaceae. The transcript has 2 exons. Gene Ontology annotation, molecular function: O-methyltransferase activity. Bases 1 to 1179 code for a protein of 392 amino acids. The record is from RefSeq and is a predicted model, not a curated record.
AUGGCAUCAGCAGACCAACUUAUCGGAGCCCUGGAGGGCCUCGACGCGAACUCCUUCGUGAACGAAGCAGAGCGCGUCCGUGCCAUGGACGCGCUGUCGCUGGCCUUGAGCAAAGUACAAAAGCCGUGGGACAUUGUUUGGCAGCACUGUUGGGUCAACCCGGCCACCAAUGCAUGCGUCAAGACGUUGAUUGACGCGGGUGUCUUCAGCAAAUGGAUCGAGACGGGAGGCGGCGAAAAGACUUGCGCGGAACUGGCCGAGUUGACGGGUGCUGAUGUAGUGCUUGUUCGACGUAUGAUUCGGCAAAUCUCUGGGCAGAAUCUUGCCAUCGAGACCGCCGAGGACACCUAUGAACCUACACCGUGGAUACGCGCUCUUGCUGAAGAUCAGGCCCUCGCCAAUGUCUAUGGUGAAUUUUAUGGCUUCGUCAAUUCCCCUAUGUUCAGGACUUUGCCUGCCUACCUCAAGAAGACGGGAUACAAGGUUCCUACUAACCCCAACGACUGCAACUGGCAGUUCAUGAAAGGCUCGAAUGAAAAUUUGUUCCAGUCCCUUGGCGCGAACCCUGCCGCUGCAAGGGAAUUCAAUGAUGCCAUGGAAAGCCACUCCAAGCAUAACCUGACGCCCUGGGUUGAUGUUUACCCAACCGAGACUCUUGUAAAAGAAUCCAAGCCUGACCGGCCCCUAGUUGUCGAUGUCGGUGGUAGCAAGGGUCACGACCUGAUCAAGUUCCAUCUGCGCCACCCUGAUAUCCCUGAGGGCAGUCUGGUGCUUCAAGACCUGCCCGAUAUUCUCAAGGAGUUGACAAUUGACGACACCAUCUCCAUCCACCCACAUGACUUUUUUGAACCACAGCCCGUGAAGGGUGCUCGUGUCUACUUCAUGCACAACGUGCUCCACGACUGGGAAGACACACAGGCGAAGCAGAUUCUUUCUCACCUUGCUGGAGCUAUGGAACCCGGAUACUCAAAGCUGCUCAUCCACGAAAGUUUGGUCAGCUCUGUGAAGCCGCUCGCUCGUGUGACAACGUCCGAUAUCACCAUGAUGGCGUGCCUUGGUGCGAAGGAGAGGACGGAGGCUGAGUGGCGGGGGCUGGUGGAAAGUGCGGGAUUAAAGGUGCUUAACAUCUGGAGACCACCUCACUCCGUGGAAAGUGUUAUUGAGGCAGAGCUAGCUUGA